AUGCUGUCGUUUCUCCACCGCCUGGCGGUUGUUGCCAUUCUUCUCGCAACUCGGCCGUGCCAUGCAUCCCGUCCUGGUCACUCUCUCCGGUCACCAGAGUAUGCCCCAGGAGGACAUGUGAACGCUGUUUAUUUCGUCAACUGGUGCAUUCAUGACAGAGGCUUUUACCCUCAGCAUAUGGAUGUAUCCCACAUCUCUCACGUACUCUACGCAUUCUUGGGUGUCAAACCCGACGGAACAGUAUACUCUAAAGACGAACAUGCCGACUUUGUGGCACAAUUUAACGGAGACAGCUACGAUGAACAUAAAAGAAAUGCGUACGGAUGUGUGAAGCAACUUUUCCUGUUGAAGAAAUCCAAUCGUCAGCUCAAGACUCUGCUCUCCAUCGGCGGGUCGGGGGCCGGGUCUGCGAACUUCAGCUCGGCCGCAAGCACACCUGACAACCGUGCCAGAUUCGCCUCGACUUCAGUCGACCUGAUGUGGAAUUGGGGUUUCGACGGUAUCGAUAUCGACUGGGAGUUUCCGGAUGAUGAAAUCGAUGCUACUAAUUUAGUCCUCCUCCUUCAGGCUAUACGGAAUGAGCUCGACAUACAUGCAGGAAAAUACGCCUCUGGUCAUCGUUUCCUACUGUCUACUGCCGCCCCAGCUGCUCCUGAGCAUUACUUAAAGCUUCAACUGAACCAUAUGAGCGGAAUUGUUGACCAAAUCAACCUCAUGGCUUAUGACUACUCUGGAAGCUGGGAUCACAUCAGUGGCCAUAACGCCAACCUGUUCCCUUACAAACGUCCUGUCACAAAGCUCAAUAUCGACUACACCCUCAAUGAAAGCUUCGAAACAGCGAUCAAUACAGACUAUGCUAUCGGGGACUAUCUUAGAUCCGGGGUGCCCGCUGAAAAGAUUGUCCUCGGCAUCCCUGUCUUCGGUCGCUCCUUUGAAGAGAACUUGGGCCUUGGAAAGACCUUUAGUAGUGUUGGUAAGGGCUCCUGGGGGCAGCAAGGCGUCUGGGAUUAUAAGGCACUUCCCAAGGAAGGAGCUACAAUCAUAUACGAUCCAAUAGCCCAUGCUUCUUUCAGUUACGACGAGAGAAAACACGAAUUUAUCUCCUACGAUACUCCCAGCGUGGUUCAGGAGAAGGCAGAAUACGUGCUGGAGCAUGGUCUCGGCGGAACCAUGUUCUGGGAGGCUUCUGCGGACAAGAAGGGAGGUGAUUCCCUUAUCGGCACAAGCUAUUGCGUCUUGGGAAGCCUGGAAACGACACAGAACUGGCUGGAUUACACGAAUUCGUACUUUGACAAUAUUGCGACAAAGAUGGGUGAGGAAUAUAUCUGA
Molecule: messenger RNA, 1329 nt
Organism: Fusarium fujikuroi IMI 58289
Lineage: Eukaryota; Fungi; Ascomycota; Sordariomycetes; Hypocreales; Nectriaceae
Product: probable endochitinase
Exons: 4
Coding region: 1-1329 (442 amino acids)
Biological process (GO): carbohydrate metabolic process; chitin catabolic process
Cellular component (GO): extracellular region
Molecular function (GO): chitin binding; chitinase activity
Source: RefSeq, a predicted model, not a curated record